Molecule: messenger RNA, 2135 nt
Organism: Thalassophryne amazonica
Lineage: Eukaryota; Metazoa; Chordata; Actinopteri; Batrachoidiformes; Batrachoididae
Gene: marcksa
Product: myristoylated alanine-rich protein kinase C substrate a
Exons: 2
Coding region: 286-1071 (261 amino acids)
Biological process (GO): actin filament organization; central nervous system development
Cellular component (GO): plasma membrane; actin filament bundle; cytoplasm
Molecular function (GO): calmodulin binding; actin filament binding
Source: RefSeq, a predicted model, not a curated record
GCUCAUUCAUCUGUGGAUUUGGGCGUUGGACUCCGCAUCUUAUUAGCAACAAGGGAAAUUUCUCCAUUUUGCAUCUUGUCUACGGCGACAGGGACACAUCUAGGAUUUUAUGACUUCUCCUCAUCUGGCAGCUCCUCCUGUGUUCGUGUAAAAAAAAAAAAAAGAAACCAGUCGGCGGACUCGUUUUGCCCGCAGAGACCGAGGGGCGCUUCGACAAAGGCUGCCGGGUCUUUGUUCGCCUUUUUGGGGGUUCGCUUUGGUUUCUUUGUUGGAGCGAAAAGCAGCAUGGGAGCCAGUUUGGCCAAGACGCCUGCAAAAGGCGAUACGGUGGCCGAGAAGCCCGGAGAGGCUGCAGCCGCCUCACCGAACAAGACGAACGGCCAGGAAAAUGGUCAUGUCAAAGUAAAUGGAGACGCUUCUGCAGCAGGUGAAGUUGAGAAAGAGGAGGUGCAAGCCAACGGCAGUGCCGCCGCAGAGGAGACUCUCAAGGAAGGCACAGAGGCAGUGCCAGCGGAUGGAGACAAAGUAGAGGCAGCGCCCCCUGCUGAGGGAGACGCAUCAGGGAAGCCAGAAGACGGAGCCACUCCUUCAACCACCAAUGAGACCCCUAAGAAGAAGAAAAAGCGUUUCUCCUUCAAGAAGUCCUUCAAACUCAGUGGCUUUUCUUUCAAGAAGACCAAAAAGGAGACCGGCGAGGGGGCGGAGCAAGAAGAGGCAGCUGUGGCAUCCACAGAGGAGGCCAAGGCCGAGGCUGCGGAGGCGACCGCCGCAGAGGAGGCCGAGUCUGCUGAGGGGGAAGCCGCUCCGGCCACAGAGGAGGCUAAGGAGGAGGCGGCAGCAAGUCCCCCAGAGGCCAAGCCAGAGGCGGAAGCAGAGGAGCCCGCCCAGGAGCCCAAGGAGGCCACACCCACAGAGGAGGUCAAAGAAGCCACACCCACAGAAGAGCCAAAGGCAGAGGAGAAGCCCGUUGAGCCCGUGGCUGAGGAGACCCCCAAAACUGAGGAGGCCGCAGCGCCCGCGCCACAGGAAGCAGCGUCACCUGAGGCUCCGGCUGAAGCCGCUGCCGAGUAAGGAUGGAGAGGUGGAGCGAGGAGUAGAAGGCGGAGCGAGAGAUAGCGAUAAUCAAAAAACAUUUCCCUGUUUGUAUGUCAGAGCGACACCAUCGGUGGCUUUGAAGAACUUUUCUACAAACAGGGAUAUUUUAAAGCUUUUCUUUUUAUUUCCAUUCCCCCCUCACACAAAACCCAGCGCGGCCCGAUGGGCCACGGAGGCGGGUGGCUUCUUAAAUACAUAAAAUGGAUCAAACACCUUCACACUCUGCCAGAUUUUUUUGUUUUUUUAAAUCAGUAUUAUUCUCUCUCUUCUGAAUUUUAUACAAAAUGUAAACUUGUCACCUGUGGUAUGAAGGUGAGGGGGCGGAGCUGGAAUGUAAAUGAAGGGUGGGGGCAGGAGGCGUCUGCUACAGACUGUGAGAGGAAGUCUUUCAACAAAAAUCCACAAUCCAACACUGCAGUUUGCAACACUAAGUCCAAAAAAAAUUCCCAGAGUUAGCGUUUAGGAAGUCAUCUCGACCCGUAGGAGCUCUCACGUCUCAUUAGCCGUCAGUGAUUCCGUAGACUUACCAGCUGUAUAGGCUUUAUGGUUUAUUGUAAGUAUGUAUAGGCGGGGUGUUUUUAACUGUGAUUAUUGUACAAAUGAAAUAUUGAUCUCAAGAAGCACAUCCAGUUUGCAGCUCUCUCUCUCUCUCUCUCUCUCUCUCUUUUCCACCGGGUCAUUUUUCUAAGACGACGACACAAACUUCAUCCUGAGACCUUUGAAGCAAUGCUGAACUCAACCAAGCUGUGAUAAGUGGAAUGGUUCCUGUUUCUAUGCUGUGGCAUGUUCUGAUGAUGCUUUGUUUUUAUCUUUUAUUUUUUUAACCGUCUCCCACAAAUUAAGGAAUCUAUCAGAUGCGAUGUUUGUGUAGCAUCUUGUCUUUUAUCUUUCUUUUGUAAAUACUGGAGAGGCUUUGAUCAAUUUGACUUAGAGAUGGAAUGUAACUUUGCUUACAAAAAAUUGCUAUUAAACUCCUCUGCUUAAGGUGUUCGACUUUUCUGUGCGCACAAUAAAAGCAAAAAUAAAUGUGAAGAAAAUUU